AUGAACCAAUUUGUCCGAAGCAUGUACGGCGCCGGUGGUUCUUAUCUUUCUGCAGCUGAUGAACUUCCGAUCCCACCCUUGGCCUCAAGUCGCUUCUACAGCCCUCAGGGAGCCUACUUCCUGACGAUGCUUCGGCUCGGCCAUUCGGUUGGCCCGAAGGUCUUGGUUCGGAAGGAUUUCUGGCUGCUCUUGUCACUUCACUUGUGCGUAUUUGCGGUUUACAACAAUGGUUACAUCGAUGGAUAUAUGGACAAGAAGGAGAAGGGAUGGAGGCUCAGCACGCUUGAGCUCGAAUGGUCCGACAUAGAGCUGAUGUUCAUCCUGAUGUCAUGCGCACUGUGCUUUGCCAUCAAUCAGGCAUACUUUCGAUAUCUGCACUUGGGCCACUUGGUCAGGAAGAUGAUGGACAGUGUCUACGAUUUUGCCUUUGAGGCCCGGCUAUUCUUGCGAAAGGAAAACGAGCCGUAUGACCGUCUGGGCUGCCGUUGGGCUGUGGGAUCCUCGGUCCUGGUUCUAUGCCAGAUUUUAAGAAGUUACAAAGAUGAUGCAGUUCAACAGAUGGAUCUCCUGAAGCUGGUGGACCUUGAGUUUAUCCGGCCUGGGGAAGCCGAAUUUCUAGAUCCUGGAUGUCUCUCAGCGAGGCAACGGACACUUGUCAUGAUGCAUACCGCCUGCGACUGUGCCUUACACGGAAUGCGAAAGGCGGAUGUUGCACCAGCAACGCAGAGGGAGGUGUUGCAGCGUCUGGUAGACUGCAAGUCUUACCAGCUCCAAUUGCUGGAUGCAGCAAAUGCAAUGCUACCUUUUGAGUAUUUUCACUUGCUGAGUAUGCUGGUGACCUUGACAGUGGCCUACUUGGGUCUUUGCAUGGGCAUUUGCGACUCAUGGAUUGCACCUCUUGCAUAUGCAGCAUCCCUGUUGAUUAUCUUGGGUCUGUUUGAGCUGCUUUGCAGCUUGAACUAUCCUUUUGAUGGCGUGCAUGAGGCAGACUUUCCGUUGAAGGGCUGGCUGGUACACUUUCUUUCAAACCUGACUGUGUUGCUGAACUACUCACAUGGCGGCAAUCAGAGCCACUGGGAAAAGGAGUUGCAGGCCGAAAUUGCAAAUCCAGUUGAGUUUCCGCUCACCCAAGAGCAAGUGAACUCAAUCCUCUCUGGCGAAGCCAAGAGGUUGCAGAAGAGGCCAGCAGCAGUCAGUCAAGUUUCGCGGGCUGCGCAGAGUUUGGUGUCUGCUGGCGGCUCCUCGAAAUCAGCUCGCCUAGAGUCGACGAAAUCUGCAGUUCCAUGGUACAAAGCUGCUAUGGGCUAUAAGGCUGUGGACACCGAGGAGGUAGACGACGCACCCUUGCUUGGCAACUGGGCAGGGCCUUCACUGGGCAGAAUGGGCGAAGCCUUUGGUCUCACCGCCGAUGGCGCUUCCCAGAGCCGUGACAUGCAUGUAGAGGAGCGCAGCAAGAAUGCGCUUUGGUAA
Molecule: messenger RNA, 1470 nt
Organism: Symbiodinium pilosum
Lineage: Eukaryota; Dinophyceae; Suessiales; Symbiodiniaceae
Source: the annotation of a GenBank genome assembly